Vicugna pacos (alpaca) is the source of this 3258-nucleotide messenger RNA. The record is from RefSeq and is a predicted model, not a curated record. Lineage: Eukaryota; Metazoa; Chordata; Mammalia; Artiodactyla; Camelidae.
AAAGGCAUGCUGGGAAAUGAAGUUUUACUUAUCCUACGCCUUAGGAUAAUAGAUAGGAAACCUGAGACAAAGAGAAUGCUGGGCGUUUUUGACCGAUGCCCGAUGGGAAAGGUAGUUCAUUUUUUCCGCAUUCCGCGUUUACUCGGCCGGGGCGACUCUGUUUCCGGGUUAGGCCGCAACGCCUGCGCAGAUCCGGGCACGAAUGUUGGGCCAGCUAUUUUUUUGGUCGGGUCAGCCUGGCAAGGCUUCCCCUGCUUUCUUUGCUUGGUGUUGGCGAAGCAGUUCUAGGAUGGCCACGUAAUAGUCCUUAGCUUUGUUUGGUUAGACGGCGCCUCAUCUGGGACCAGCUAGCAUUCAUAGCUUCAAUAUUCUUCUGUGUCUGACCCACUAACCUGGGAGCCUCUGAGGUCAGGGUUUGAAUCUGAUUCCGCCCGGUCCUAGGGGGCCUAGCACAAUUCUCAACUCUCAUCUGAUUUUUAAUAAAAGUUUGCGGAAAGAACCGUAGAAUUGUUUUUUAACUAGACGUUUUGGGGACCAAGGAACUGGCAUCGGCUACUUAAUUUGGCUGUGGUCCCUGGGCUGGAGGGGAAGGGUGAAAGAUUGUUAGCGUGACUCCGGUGAUCCACUAGAAAACUGAAGUCCUCUUUCAGACACCCCGCCCCGAAGCCAUCUGCUUCUGCGGUUUCUAAAUGUUUCUGCUGCACAGGAAGCAUGGUCAGAAUAGCAGCUUUGUCAGAAAUUACUUUUCUCUCCACUCUCCACUCGUGUGCAACUAAAUUGCCCUAAUGCGUCAAACGGGAGUUUCCACAUUUGUUUAUCUGCAAGUUGCAUUUGGUGAAGGCAGUGAGCCUCUUGCGUUCCUUCCUUUAUUCCCUUGCAUCUAUUAUAAUCAAGGAGCGAUUUGCAGGAACGAUUCUUAACCUUGGAAAAUAAAGCAUCUGGGGCUAGAAGUCCCCAAAGUUCAUUCUUCAUGACUUGUAUAAUUGUUUGCAUUUUGGACCACUGAAAUAACCCUGGCCCUGAGAAUCCAAGUGGAAACCUGGCCUUGAGAAUCCUGUUCUGCCUUUAAUGGGGUUUAGGAUCUAUUCAGGAAAGCAGCACAUACCAAAGCAGUUCCUCACAACCUGUGGUACCAGAGCAUCUUGGGUGUGUUUCAAUGGAAGAGUUGGAUGCCUUAUUGGAGGAACUGGAAAACUCCACCCUCCAGGAGAGUGAUGAAUACUUCAACACAGCUUCUCCUUCCCCAGAUCAGCAUUCCAGAAAGGAGAAGAGCCUUGCUGACACUUCAAUUCAAGACGACACAAGUUCCUUUCCGGUGCAGCUCGUGUAUACCACCAAGAUCCAGGAGCCCAAUGUCUACAGUGAGGUCCAAAAGCCCAAGGAAUCACCACCACCUCCUAAAACCUCAGCAGCCGCUCAGUUGGAUGAGCUCAUGGCCCGCCUGUGUGACAUGCAGACCAAGGUUACAGUGAAAGCAGAUGCCAGCAAGAAACACUUAACACAUCAGCAGGAUCAGAAGGCCUCCCUGGACUCCAUGCUGGGGGGUUUGGAACAGGAAUUGCAGGACCUUGGAAUUGCCACAGUGUCCAAGGGUCAUUGUGCUUCCUGCCAGAAACCCAUUGCUGGAAAGGUGAUCCAUGCUCUGGGGCAGGCAUGGCAUCCAGAGCACUUCAUCUGUGCUCACUGCAAAGAGGAGAUUGGCUCCAGUCCCUUCUUUGAGCGCAGUGGCUUGGCCUACUGCCCCAAGGAUUACCACCACCUUUUCUCUCCGCGCUGUGCCUACUGUGCCGCUCCCAUCCUGGAGAAAGUGCUGACGGCCAUGAACCAAACCUGGCACCCAGAGCACUUCUUCUGCGCUCACUGUGGAGAGGUGUUCGGUGCAGAAGGCUUUCAUGAGAAGGACCAGAAGCCAUAUUGCCGAAAGGAUUUCUUAGCCAUGUUCUCACCCAAGUGUGGUGGCUGCAACCGCCCGGUGUUGGAAAACUACCUUUCAGCCAUGGAUACUGUCUGGCACCCGGAGUGCUUUGUUUGUGGGGACUGCUUUAGCGGUUUUUCUACUGGCUCCUUCUUUGAACUGGACGGACGUCCCUUCUGCGAGCUCCAUUACCACCAGCGCCGGGGAACCCUCUGCCAUGGCUGUGGGCAGCCCAUCACCGGCCGCUGCAUCAGCGCCAUGGGCUACAAGUUCCACCCCGAGCACUUCGUGUGUGCUUUCUGCCUGACACAGCUGUCCAAGGGAAUCUUCAGGGAGCAGAACGACAAGACCUAUUGUCAGCCCUGCUUCAAUAAGCUCUUCCCACUGUAGUCUCACCUGAACCCACGCCCUCUUCAGAUUUACUAUAACGUGGAAACCCAGAGAGGAAAGGGUGUAUUUGAAGUUACUGACCUUCUGCUCAAUAGGCUUAUAGAGAAAGCCAAGGUGAUGAACUUCUAGAUGUUACAUGACCAGGCUUGUAGUCUUAAAUUUCGAUUUCUAGUCUUACUAUUUUUUUUAAAUCAUGUACUGGAAUUUAGGUAAAGCAUCUGCUGUCUAGUGUCUGUAUAGAUGCAUUUUCCACAUGCACACAUUCAUUCCACCACUGGCUUACUUAGACUUCUCCGUUUUCACCCCUAUGAUCACCCUAAGCUUAUCUGCUCUCUCUUGGCCCUCAGAACUGGCCGUGUCCCUGUGACUCGCUUUCUCACAGUCGCUGCUGUGGACUUUAUUCUUGGGGAAUCGUGAUACCCUUUUAAGCUCCUGGCAUCUCCCUUCAGUGCAGUUCUUUUUUUCAAGAGAAAGUAGAUGAACUGGACAGCCUUGAGUACUGACAUCGUUGAUAGUUUGUGGUUUUAGUGACUCAGUGUUAUAUUAGUUUGGUCAAUAAACUUUCUGCUUCCCAUGGUAUUUACUGGAUACAACGUGCAAUUAAAUUUGUGUCAUGCCUCUUGUUUACUCCCAUACAAUAGGCACUUUUGUUUAAAUCAAAAGAAAUUAAAAGGAGGGAUUCCUAGUCACUAACUUUUCUCUUUAUUUGGGCCCAUAACAUUCAUUAUAUUUCAUUUUUGCAUUUACAUGAUUGAUUGAAAGACGGCAAAGCUUCUUAAAAUUGUUUUAAUCACUUUGUUUACCUACGGAGAAAAGCAAUUUCCACUAGGCACUUGCAAAUUCUUAUUUGCAUAUCUAUGCACGUCUCCAAACUCAUGAAGUUGUGUGUAUUACGUAUAUCCCAUUUUCUUGUAUAUCAAUUAUGUCUCAAUAAACCUGUUUGAAAAAUGAAA